GGUUAUACAGCUUCAGUCGCCUUUUUCGAGGCGCUCUGGGAGGUGCGUUUUGUGAAAGAGCAUGCUCAGUUGGACAUUGUUGACCUGUCGAUAGGGUGGUGUGAGCCAUGUCUUCGUGAAUCUGGGAUCAGAUCACCCCUCCAUCUCGAAGCAAUGGUGAAAGGUCAAAAGGAGAAGCAAGGAAAGUUCCCUAGGAUUAUCACUUGUCCGAACGAGAUGGUGGCACUCUCAGCGGCGGACGGAUAUGCCCGCCUCACGGGCGAGCCACAGGCCGUAAUCGUCCAUGUGGAUGUAGGAACGCAGGGUCUGGGCGCCGCCGUCCACAACGCCUCUUGCGGACGAGCCCCCGUCUUGAUUUUCGCGGGGCUGUCACCGUAUACCAUUGAAGGCGAGACGCGAGGAUCCCGGACCGAGUACAUCCAUUGGAUCCAGGACGUACCCGACCAAAAGCAGAUUGUCUCCCAGUACUGCCGAUUCACGGGCGAGAUCAAGUCGGGCAAGAACGUGAAGCAGAUUGUCAACCGGGCACUGCAAUUCGCAACAAGUGAUCCCAAGGGGCCCGUGUAUCUGAUGGGGGCCCGCGAGGUCAUGGAAGAAGAGAUCCAGCCAUACCAACUGAAUCCGAAUGUCUGGGGCCCGGUGUCUCCUGCAGCUUUGCCCGCCGCUGGGGUGGAGUUGAUUACUUCUGAACUCGCGGCAGCGAAGAACCCCCUCGUGAUUGUGGGGUACACAGGCCGCCAGGCUGCAUCGGUGACUGAGCUGGUGAAGCUCGCCGACCAAUUCAGGGGGAUCAGAGUGCUGGAUACGGGUGGCAGUGACAUGUGCUUCCCUGCGAACCAUCCUGCUUGGUUAGGGUUGCGAUAUGCAGGCCAUGAGCUGGUGAAGACGGCCGAUCUCAUUCUGGUUAUCGACUGCGAUGUGCCUUGGGUGCCUACGCAGUUUCAACCCGCUGACUCGGCCAAGAUCAUUCAUAUCGACGUCGACCCUCUGAAGCAGCAGAUGCCGGUAUUCUAUAUCAACGCAAUGGCGACCUUCCGGGCGGAUUCAGCGACGGCGUUGAAGCAAAUCAACCAACAUAUCGCAAGCAACCAGUCCCUCCAGCAGUUCAUUCAGUGUGAAGUAAACGUAAACUUUGGAAAGGUCAGACAAGAAGAAUACCAGAAACGGCGACAAGAAAUUGUCGAUCUCGCUGCUAUACCAGACGGGGGUGAUGGGGCUCCUCUCAACGUGUCGUAUCUGAUGGCCCAGGUCCGCAAGGGCUGCCCUGCCGACGCCAUUUGGGCAAUUGAAGCCGUGACUCUUACUCAUCCAGUAUCCGAUCAAAUUUCAGCAACCUUGCCCAAUUCCUGGAUCAACUGUGGAGGUGGCGGCCUUGGCUGGUCCGGGGGCGGAGCUCUCGGUAUCAAAUUUGCAUCGGAUGUUCAGAACGGCGGCCCCGGUAAAGGGAAAUUUGUCGUUCAAGUUGUCGGCGAUGGAACCUAUCUUUUCUCUGUGCCAGGCUCUGUGUACUGGAUCUCACGCCGGUAUAAUAUCCCGGUCUUGACUAUCGUGCUGAAUAACAAGGGUGGAAUGCACCACGGCGGAGACCUGCAUAUCUCAUUUGCACCGACGCCGGACUACGCAGGCAUCGCGAAGGCUGCUGCGGGUGGCGAGCUGUGGGCGGGUCGAGCGUCCACGGUGGCCGAGUUGGCAGAGCAGUUACCGGCAGCAAUCCAGAGUGUCUUGAGCGGGCAAGGAGCCGUAUUGGAGGCCCAACUGGACGGAACUGUUGGGAAGUAUAGGGGAGGUGCAUAG
Penicillium chermesinum is the source of this 1794-nucleotide messenger RNA. RefSeq lists its product as uncharacterized. NCBI's taxonomy places the organism in Eukaryota, Fungi, Ascomycota, Eurotiomycetes, Eurotiales, Aspergillaceae. The annotation marks the transcript as partial. Gene Ontology annotation, cellular component: acetolactate synthase complex; mitochondrion. Gene Ontology annotation, biological process: L-valine biosynthetic process. Gene Ontology annotation, molecular function: thiamine pyrophosphate binding; magnesium ion binding; flavin adenine dinucleotide binding. The record is from RefSeq and is a predicted model, not a curated record. The transcript is spliced from 3 exons.